This is a messenger RNA of Amoebophrya sp. A25, 472 nucleotides long. The record is from the annotation of a GenBank genome assembly. NCBI's taxonomy places the organism in Eukaryota, Dinophyceae, Syndiniales, Amoebophryaceae.
AUCGCCGCCUGCGCUGUCACACCACUUGCGGCUUCCAGCGAUGCUGCAACGAGUGCUGGCUGGUGGAUUUCUACCGCCGCAUAUCAACAUGCUUACGUCGCGCACUGGAGGAGGCAGCUUCGGUCCACUCCACAGCAGAUGCCGUGUUAAAAACGAUCAGCAGAGUUACGCUUUCGUUACGAAGCCAGUAGUACAGCACUCGAAAGGCACGCGGGGGCCGCUAGCUCGAUCGCAUCUGCAUCUGCGGAAGCACCAUCGGACGCUUACGAAUAACACACGGAAUUUGGAAUUCUCGAAUGAGAUGCAGAGCCUCGGCCUUCAGCAGCGCGAGCAAAGGGUCAAGGUUUUACAACCCCAUUUUUUGCAACAACCUGACCUGCAGAUUGAUUUUCAUCAAAACUCUAUCGAUAGACGUGGUAGGGAAUCGCGCGGGGUCGGUCUGGAGUCACGAGGAAAGACUGCUGAAGGUUAA